AUGACUGCGACACUACCGACAGAUAUAUUUCGAUUAAUCCUCGGUCACUUGGAGGCUGAUGACAUUAGAGUGUGUCGAUAUGUCUGCAAAGAGUUCCUAGAAUUGUCUAACCUGCGAAGCGUCUGGGAUGCACUUCUUCAAAAAGCCAUUCAAAGAAAUAUCCCGAUUCCUGGUCUCAACCAAAAGUUAAUCGAGUCACUGUCAGCCAAAGAGUUGGAAAUUUCCUUGCAUAAAGCUAUCACCUUGAGAAAUAAUUGGACUUCUGCAUCCCCGACGCUCAAACGAAGCAUAUCUUUAAAUGCGCCCCCUCAACAUCGAAUUGUUUCGGUCCAGUUCGUGCCCGGCGACGACCAUCGGUGGCUUAUUUCUCUAUCGAUGUCGCAGCCUCGAAGUUUUGUUCUACAUUGCUGGGAUCUACAGACAUCAACUUGUAUCGCUAGACGAAGCAUACGCCAUUUUGCAGGGAUGGCCUUGAACAAAACCAGCAUUGAGGGAGGUAUUGUUGCCAUUAUGAAUCCACACAUAGAAAUUCUGGGUCUUGACCAUGAAGCGACAGACCCAGAUAACGGCUUUAAAACGUUAGCCACCUACCCAGAGGACUCACAAACUCAUGGAAUGCACCUAUUUUCUGGCUCAUCUUUGGUGACCAGAGAUAACAAUGGACGACUUACCCUCUGGGACAUGAAGAAUCAUAUGAAAAUAGACAUACGAAAUCCUGAAUUACCGUUGAGCACACCCCUCGUCGACAUUCUCGUGACGAAAGAUUUGAUUUUAGCGUUGAGGCUUUCAACUCUGGAAUUGUAUGCGUUGCCGGACUUGUCGACUAGCGCAUCGGUGCCCAACAUGGUAAUUAAUCCAAUAUACGUCUAUAAGUUUCCCUGGAGGGUGGACAAUGGGGUCAUGACAAUUCGGCAGCGUCCUGGAACAAGGAGGUUCAAUGACAUCUGCGUAGUGUUACGCUACGGAAGUUAUUAUCCAUGGGCGAUAAAUCUCCUCCACCACUAUGAGAUCCGGCCCAAUCGCUUCUUCUUGAAUGAUGGACCCAUAAACACGGGGAACCUGCCUUAUCAAUUUCCUCCUGUACUGCAGGAGACAAUUGCCUCUCCUGUUCGGUUACAUGCAAUAUCAGACUUGGCUGUUGGACCGUAUGGCACAAUCUUGUGGACGGAUAGUCACACCGAAGAUUAUUUCAAUCACGCAGAUCGUGGUCAGAGAUUGGCGGGGAGAUUUUCAGGAUUCGUUGAAGGCGACAAUGACGAGAUAGAGUUGUCUGAUCAAAUUGCAACUACGAGGGCUGAGUCGGUCUAUGCCUAUCAGGAAGAAGAUAGCUGGGUUCGCAUAGCGCUAGACGAAAGAGAUGGGAAGAUAGCUCUAGGUCGUGAUGAUGGAAAAAUUUCUGUUUUAGAAUUUAUUUGA
Psilocybe cubensis is the source of this 1416-nucleotide messenger RNA. RefSeq lists its product as uncharacterized. The transcript has 5 exons. Gene Ontology annotation, molecular function: protein binding. Lineage: Eukaryota; Fungi; Basidiomycota; Agaricomycetes; Agaricales; Agrocybaceae. The record is from RefSeq and is a predicted model, not a curated record. The coding region runs from base 1 to 1416 and encodes 471 amino acids.